AUGGUCAAUUCAAAAACACUCGUGUCAAUAGCCGCGUCACUCGUGCUUUGCUUAGUGACACUCCCCGUUUUGGUGAGUAAAAUAUGGUACCCGUCAAUACUGGGCUUCCACACUUCAGAUUUGCUCAAUGUGGAUUCCCUCGAGAGAGAGGGCACGUACUACUUCAGUUACGCAAGUCCGUUCACAAAGGAGUAUCAGUACAAAGACAACAGAGGUGCCGUCGAGACUGGAGGUAUCUCGUACUACAAUUUGAACGAACUGGCCGCAUCCCCGGACGCAGAGGGGCACAGUGAACAUAUCUUGGUACUGAUCCCCUUGAUCAAUUUCAACAGCAGGUUCUUCGAAAACCUCUUCGCACUCACGUACCCGAAACAGCUGAUCGAUUUGGGGGUCAUCGUCCCAGAUUCUAAAAACGCUACGGGCAUCCUACAGGCCCUACAGGAGACUUUGGCAAAAGUACAAGCGAACGACAGUACAAGGUACAACAAAAUAACAGUCUUGAAAGAUGACAACAAGUGGGGCAACACUGACGAUCCGGUGGCAUACAGGAAACAACUCGCAGCGUUGAAGAACCAGCUCUUGUUCUCGACACUCCCGCCGUACUGCAGCUGGGUCCUGUGGCUGGACUCACAGAUCACCGGUACACCAACAACCCUGGUGCAAGACUUGGCGAACCAUGGGAAGGCGAUCCUAACAACACACAUAUUCAACAACAGCGAUGGCUCACCAGACAGCGAGACGCUGAACAACUGGGUCGCUAGCGACACAUGGAGAUCGCUCGCCACUGGGAUGCCGCACAGUCGGGUCGUCAUCGAGGGCGUGUCCCACGUGUACACGGACAGACCCCUCAUGGGCCAGUUCUACGACGCCGCGGCAUCCGUGCUCACAGAGAUGGAACUCGAUAGCGUGAGCACCGCAUGCACGCUCGUCAAGGCGGAGGUGCACAGGGAUGGCGCGAUGUUCCCGAAUUUUGCAUUCCACCACCUCGUUGAAACGGAAGGUUUCGCCAGGAUGGCAAGACUACUCAAGCACCAGGCUUUCGGAUUACCAAACUACGUGGUACACCGAGGAUAA
Huiozyma naganishii CBS 8797 is the source of this 1074-nucleotide messenger RNA. Its product is annotated as ANP1/MMN9/VAN1 family protein. The transcript has a single exon. NCBI's taxonomy places the organism in Eukaryota, Fungi, Ascomycota, Saccharomycetes, Saccharomycetales, Saccharomycetaceae. Bases 1 to 1074 code for a protein of 357 amino acids. The record is from RefSeq and is a predicted model, not a curated record. Gene Ontology annotation, cellular component: mannan polymerase complex. Gene Ontology annotation, biological process: cell wall mannoprotein biosynthetic process; protein N-linked glycosylation. Gene Ontology annotation, molecular function: alpha-1,6-mannosyltransferase activity.